AUAAAACCAAGAAAUAUACUUAUAACAUAAAAGCAUGAAAUAAAAAAAUAAAGGAUAUUCGCACGUAACAAUUUCGAAUAUUCUACUCUUUCUUCCCUCCUUUCUUUUCUCUUCAUACCGUUUAUAUGACUCUUAACUCCUCCAUUUUCUCUCUCUCCUCUAUUACCUUCACCUUCACUUUCCAUUUUCUCUCUCCUCCAAUAAACCCUAAAUUUUCAAAUUCGUGAUUUUCCGACGUUUUUCGGCGACGAUUUUGUGAUUUUCCGAUUGAUUUUUGAUUGAUUGAUUCUUGAUCAGAUGAAGUUUGGGAAGAGUUUGAGCAAUCAGAUCGAAGAAACGUUGCCAGAAUGGCGAGAUAAGUUUUUGUCGUAUAAAGAUUUGAAGAAACGGUUGAAGUUGAUCGUUCCGAAGAAUAAUGGUGGUAACAAUAGCGGCGGAGGUGGCGGCGGCGGUGAUGAAAGCUGUAAUGACCGUCCGAUGAAGAAGCAGAGGAUCGACGGUGAGGAAAGUAUGACGAAGGAAGAGGUUGAUUUCCUCAGAUUGUUGGAAGAUGAACUUGAGAAAUUCAAUACUUUUUUCGUUGAGAAAGAGGAAGAAUAUAUCAUCAGAUUAAAGGAAUUGCAAGACAGAGUUGCAAAGGCAAAGGUUUUUAAUUAUGAAGAGAUGCUCAAAGUUAGGAAAGAGAUUGUUGAUUUUCAUGGGGAGAUGGUUUUGUUGGAAAAUUACAGUGCCCUCAAUUAUACAGGUUUGGUGAAAAUUCUCAAGAAGUAUGACAAAAGAACUGGCGCACUCAUUCGCUUACCAUUUAUUCAGAGGGUCUUGCAGCAGCCUUUCUUCACAACGGACUUAAUUUACAAGCUCGUAAAGGAAUGUGAAAGAAUGCUCGACCUUCUCUUUCCAACUGAUGACGAGCCAACCACAGCCUAUUCAGCCGUUGGUGAUGAGAGGUGCGACCCUACAACCAGUUCCACCAGCGAGAGUAAUGGUCUGCUCAAAUGUCCAAAGGAACUUGCAGAGAUCGAGUACAUGGAGAGCCUCUAUAUGAAGAGCACUAUCUCGGCACUGAGAGCCUUAAAAGAAAUCAGAAGCAAAAGCUCGACUGUGAGCAUGUUCUCACUGCCUCCCCUGCAACUCGCUGGUGCAGAGGAGACAUGGAAGAAGAUACCUAUUCUUGAACAAGUAGCCAAGUAGGCAGCACUUGCUUCUAGAGGGGACUAGAGAAGAGACGCUACUCUCGUCUCCUUCAUGUAUUUUUUUACUGUAUUUUUUGUCCCUCGAUCUCUUAUGUCUGUCUUCAUAGAAUACUAACACAAAAUGUAAUACUACAACUUACUUCAACUACCAUUAGCAGGUAUACUAAGAGCAUGAAUUAUGCACUGUAUGAUAAGGUUUGUCUAUCAAGUAUACUAAGAGCAUGAAUUAUGCGCUGUAUGAUAAAGAUUAUGUUACGCACAAUGUACAAGUUUCAGAACAAAUUACUUGUUGAUAACUUGUCCAUCCA
This is a messenger RNA of Chenopodium quinoa (quinoa), 1501 nucleotides long. Its product is annotated as SPX domain-containing protein 1-like. The transcript has 3 exons. Gene Ontology annotation, biological process: cellular response to phosphate starvation. The record is from RefSeq and is a predicted model, not a curated record. The coding region runs from base 298 to 1191 and encodes 297 amino acids. NCBI's taxonomy places the organism in Eukaryota, Viridiplantae, Streptophyta, Magnoliopsida, Caryophyllales, Amaranthaceae.